Prunus armeniaca (apricot) is the source of this 225-nucleotide messenger RNA. The record is from the annotation of a GenBank genome assembly. Lineage: Eukaryota; Viridiplantae; Streptophyta; Magnoliopsida; Rosales; Rosaceae.
AUGAAUGAGUCGAACCCAUUUGGAGAGGUGCAUGCCACUAUGAAGUUGGUUCGCCAUAUGCAUCCGUAUCCACAUUCGCAUCCGCAUCUGCAUCAACACCUUUACCCAUUUUACCCAUCCUUCAAACACCAAGUUAAAGUGCCUCAUACCCAAACACCACCUCCACCAAGUGAUCUUCCACCAUUACCUCAUUCCAGUCCAAAGAAAGAAAAAUUGGAAGUAUGA